UAGUGCGGAGACCCUUCUCUCCGGUGUGAGCAAUUUCGGGCUGCUUAGGGGCCCCUCUCGGGGCGCGUCUCUGAAUCUUUACAUGUCGAAGCCCCGCCUCACUGUUGAUGCUAGCAGGUCAGCCUAGCGGGGCGGGAGGAAAUGGGGGGACAUUUGCUUACUCCCCAGGGCCACGGCGACGCAGUUCCGCGGUGUGGGCUUGGUGAGGAGGGAUGGAAUGGAGAUUCGGCUCACUUUUGAUCUGCUGCCUAGGUCGCUCGCCCUCCCUCCGGGGGAUCUAAGAACCACACCUAUGGAGUGGUCCUGGGGACAAGCACUGGACUGGAACGUGGAUGCUGGGCGGGCUUUUUCCCACAGUUGCCGACCCUCCUAGGUCCCUUCUGUUUAAUUUCCAAGGAGCUACAGGACAGGAACUGAUAUUAAUAUAAGAUUUCAUGGUUCCUGGGCUGGGGUCUAGGAUAAAUACCCGUUUCCCCGUGAGAAAGAGGAGUCUCAUAUUGACGGAGCACUUAGGAGGUACUAGGCCACUGUACUCCUGUAUGGGACUUUCACAUGCCUUUUCUGAAAUUGCUCCUGGCACUGACCUGUGCGGUAUUGUUAUUCCUGUGCAGGAAGAUACUGAGGUUAGAGGAAAAGUGACUUGCCUUUGUUUCUUCGGUAGCCUCCUGCCCAUCCCCCCAUACCCCCCUCAGCGCUUGUGCUUGUGGAGGGGCUAUUGUAAUUUAUUCUUAGAGUUUAGGGAUAUUGAGCUCUACUGAAGAGCUUCUGUCUUGUUUCUCACCAGAUCCUAGCAUCCUCUUCAAUUCCAGCUAGAAUGCUGUGCCGCACACUUCGCAGAUUUGGUCAAAAGCUGGUACGCAGGCGUAUACUGGAGCCAGGCGUGACUGGGACUCGCCUUGCCAGAUGCCUGAGCACUCUGGAUUUAGUGGCCCUGGGUGUGGGCAGCACAUUGGGUGCAGGCGUGUAUGUCCUGGCUGGCGAGGUGGCCAAAGAUAAAGCAGGACCAUCCAUUGUCAUCUGCUUUUUGGUGACCGCCCUGUCUUCUGUGUUGGCUGGACUGUGCUAUGCGGAGUUUGGUGCCCGGGUCCCGCGGUCUGGCUCUGCGUAUCUCUACAGCUAUGUCACUGUGGGGGAACUCUGGGCCUUCACCACUGGCUGGAACCUCAUCCUCUCCUAUGUCAUCGGUACAGCCAGUGUGGCACGGGCCUGGAGCUCAGCUUUUGACAACCUGAUUGGGAACCACAUCUCUCAGGCCCUGCAAGGAAGCAUCUCGCUGAACGUCCCUCAUAUCCUCGCCAAGUACCCGGACUUCUUUGCUUUGGGCCUUGUGUUGUCGCUAACAGCUUUGCUGGCCCUGGGGGCUAGUGAGUCGGCCCUGGUGACUAAGGUGUUCACAGCGGCGAACCUUCUGGUUCUCGUUUUUGUCAUCGUCUCUGGCUUCAUUAAGGGGGACCUGCACAACUGGAAGCUGACGGAAGAGGACUAUAAACUGGCCAUGGCAGGAGCCAAUGUCACCUAUAGCUUGGGCCCUCUGGGCUCUGGAGGAUUUGUGCCUUUCGGCGUCCAGGGGCUUCUGCGUGGAGCAGCUACCUGUUUCUAUGCAUUUGUUGGCUUCGACUGCAUUGCUACCACUGGGGAAGAGGCCCAGAAUCCCCAGCGCUCCAUCCCCUUGGGCAUUGUCGUUUCACUGUUAGUCUGCUUUCUGGCGUAUUUUGGUGUCUCUUCGGCACUCACGCUAAUGAUGCCUUACUACCUGCUUCGACCUGAGAGCCCCUUGCCUGAGGCAUUUCUCCAUGUUGGCUGGGCCCCUGCCCGCUAUGUUGUGGCUGUUGGAUCCCUGUGUGCGCUUUCUACCAGCCUCUUGGGUUCUAUGUUCCCCAUGCCUCGGGUGAUCUAUGCAAUGGCGGAGGAUGGCCUCCUGUUCCAAGUCCUCGCCCAUAUCCACAGCGACACACACACCCCCAUCGUGGCCACUGUGGUCUCUGGCGUUAUCGCAGGAUUAAUGGCGUUCCUCUUUGAACUCAGUGACCUUGUGGACCUCAUGUCAAUUGGGACCCUGCUUGCUUAUUCCCUGGUGUCUAUUUGUGUUCUCAUCCUCAGGUAUCAGCCUGAUCUGGAGAUGAAGAGUGAGGAAGAUGAAGAGGAGUUCCAGGAGGAGAGGCCACCUCAAGCAGAAAAGCUGACCUUACAGCUACUGUUCUGUCCAGUCAAUUCCAUCCCCUCUCCACUGUCUGGCCAAGUUGUCUAUGUUUGUUCCUCACUACUUGCUCUACUGGUGAGUGUCCUCUGCCUGGUGCUAGCCCAGUGGUCUGUUCCGCUGCUGUCUGGAGACAGAGUGUGGAUUGCAGUGGUUGUGGUGCUCCUGUCGCUCAUUACUGGGAUCACUUGGGUCAUCUGGAGACAGCCACAGAGCCCUACUCCGCUUCACUUUAAGGUCCCUGCUUUGCCUCUCCUCCCACUACUGAGCAUCUUCGUGAAUAUUUACCUUAUGAUGCAGAUGACAGCUGGCACCUGGGCCCGAUUUGGGGUCUGGAUGCUGAUUGGGUUUGCUAUCUACUUCGGCUAUGGAAUCCAGCACAGCUUGGAAGAGGUUAAGAGUGCCCGACCCCCACUGAAGGCUAGGGCCCCAACUAUAGGCCUUGAUGUCAGCCAUUCCUGUACGCCUUCGAUUUGACAUCAUGCCUGAAUGCUCUCUGUUCCCCCCGCACAAUAAUGGAGACAACUCCUGACCACACAGAGCUAGGCCCCCCAAUAAGAUAUUGGUGGGGGGCCACUGAUAGAGCUUUGCUUUGUGGAGUGAAGGAUUUGUGUCUCCUGUUUCUCAUCUUUUUUUGAAACUUGUCUGCUUUUCAAUUGUCUGUAGCUGCUUACUGGCCUU
Messenger RNA from Hipposideros armiger (great roundleaf bat), 2878 nucleotides. It is a transcript of the gene SLC7A3, whose product is annotated as solute carrier family 7 member 3. Gene Ontology annotation, molecular function: amino acid transmembrane transporter activity. Gene Ontology annotation, cellular component: plasma membrane. The record is from RefSeq and is a predicted model, not a curated record. Bases 815 to 2674 code for a protein of 619 amino acids. The transcript has 11 exons. Lineage: Eukaryota; Metazoa; Chordata; Mammalia; Chiroptera; Hipposideridae. Gene Ontology annotation, biological process: amino acid transport; transmembrane transport.